AUGGAUUCGAAAGAGUGUUCAUUGUUGCCUUUCGAAUUAUGUGAGGAAAUACUUUGUAGGGUUCCAACUAUAUCUCUUCUGCGAUUCAAGUUAACGUGCAAACGAUGGCUCGAACUUUUCAAGAACAAAAGAUUCAUCAACAAGCACUUGGCUCUAAUCCAAGAACAUUUCAUACGGAUCGAUGAUCCUAAGGUUAAGAUCAUCACUCCGAUGACCGGAGCUUGCUCAUUUUUUUCACGUCCAGACGAGUUUCGAGCUAGACCUCAGAUUUACACUAUGAUUCACUGCGACGGAUUAUUGUUGUGUAUCUUAGAAUCAAGUGCCAUCGCGGUUUGGAACCCAUGUUUGAACCAAGUUAGAUGGAUCAAGCCCUUGAGUUAUCACACGGCUUGUUGUUUCUAUGGCAUUGGUUACGACAAUUUAUCUCGAGAUGGCUACAAAAUCAUGAGGUUUAUGAACGGCGUUUUUACAAAAAACGAGUACGCAAACACGGGAUCUUACAAUCCAGAGGUUGAUAUCUACGAAUUCAACUCCAAUUCUUGGAGAACUUUUCGUGUUUCUUUGGAUUGUCAUGUGGUUUCUCGUUGUAGAGGUGUGUCACUCAAAGGAAACAUGUAUUGGAUUGCUAAAUGGAACCGUAAAUCCGACUUCUUCAUCCAAAGUUUUAAUUUCUCUACCGAGAAAUUCGAGCCAUUAUGCUCUCUUCCCUUUGAGUAUAAUGCGUCUAAUGUUGUAAAAUUAUCAGCUUUUAGACAAGAUAAUCUAUCUUUGUUACACUACAUCGAAGAAACAUCAAACAUGGAAGUGUGGGUUACAAACAAGGUCAAAAACGGAGUCAUCACCUCGUGGACCAAGUUCUUUAAUGUGACAAGCCCUGAUCUUCCGGUAUUGCGUGAAGUUAAUAAUAUGUCUAGUCCGGUGCACUUCAUUGAUAAGAACAAUAUGAUUGCUGUAUGUUGUGAGGAAGUAUUAGCAGAUCAAAAGAAUGUAAGUGUUAACAUCUACCUUAUCGGAGAAGGUGAGAUCAAGAAACAAGGUGAGAUUGAACGACAUAAAUUGGGUUUUAGUUGGCCUUUUAUCUCCGGAUAUGCAUAUCUUCCAAGUCUUGUUCCGGUUCCAACAUAG
Molecule: messenger RNA, 1125 nt
Organism: Arabis nemorensis
Lineage: Eukaryota; Viridiplantae; Streptophyta; Magnoliopsida; Brassicales; Brassicaceae
Source: the annotation of a GenBank genome assembly